AUGGUCGAGCCAUCAAUACCACUAUACUUAUCUUUAGCAUUAGGUACAUUUGCUCUAAUAUGGGCUCUAAGGAAUUAUGUUAAACCUUCAACAUCAAGUGAUGAUAAUGAUAAUGAAGGCGGCAGAAGAGAUGCUACAGAGAGAUCAGGUCAAAUAAGAGUAUCUAAACUAAUCAUAUAUCCAAUCAAGUCAUGUCAAGGUAUUGAGUUGAAGAGAGUCAACUUGGACAAGUGGGGAUUGGAGAAUGAUAGACGUUGGAUGAUUGUACAGGAGGGUAGAUUCAUUACACAGAGAAAGUAUCCAGCAUUGGCAAACAUUGCUCCAUCAUUGGAUGGAAUGAAUCUGAUUGUUAGAGCACCGAAUGCUCAGGAUCUUAUAGUUCCAAUCAAUCUGGAGUCGCCCGCAAAGAUAGAGGUCACAGUAUGGAAGGAUACAAUGAUUGCCAAUGACUGUGGCGAUGAGGCUGCCACCUGGAUGAGCAAUGUGCUUCAGAUGCCGGACCUACGUCUGGUGCAAAUGGGUUCUGAACACCGUCGCGCCAUCAGAGAGUCGUACGCACGCACUUUGGUCGAUGGCGAGCCAACUCAAGAGGACCUAAACAAAUACCAAUUCACAUUUGCUGAUGCUAGCCAGGUGAUGAUACUCUCGCAGUCAUCAAUCGAUGACCUCAACCUCAGGGUGGAAGAGACUCGCGAUGAUAACAACGAGGAGCAGAGGAAGAAGAUGGACGAGCGUCGCUUCCGUCCCAACGUGCUGCUUCUGGGCACAUCGGCGUUUGAGGAGGACGACUGGAAGACCAUACGCAUUGGAGACGCACUGCUGCACAAGGUGGAUCGCACCGGACGAUGUAAAUUCACCACAGUCGAUCCCGACACGGCCGUCCUCAACCCAUACAAUGACAACGAGCCACUGCGAACUCUUGGCAAGUAUCGCAAGGACACCACUGGCGAAGUCUACCUUGGUAUCCUCAUGGUGUUGGCUGAGCCCGGUGAACUUCAAAUUGGCGAUAUCAUCGAUGUCAUUGAGAAGGACACAAACAAA
Acytostelium subglobosum LB1 is the source of this 1041-nucleotide messenger RNA. RefSeq lists its product as hypothetical. The annotation marks the transcript as partial. Gene Ontology annotation, molecular function: molybdenum ion binding; pyridoxal phosphate binding; catalytic activity. The transcript is spliced from 2 exons. NCBI's taxonomy places the organism in Eukaryota, Evosea, Eumycetozoa, Acytosteliales, Acytosteliaceae. The record is from RefSeq and is a predicted model, not a curated record.